Messenger RNA from Dipodomys ordii (Ord's kangaroo rat), 2216 nucleotides. RefSeq names its product sema domain, immunoglobulin domain (Ig), short basic domain, secreted, (semaphorin) 3B (gene Sema3b). NCBI's taxonomy places the organism in Eukaryota, Metazoa, Chordata, Mammalia, Rodentia, Heteromyidae. The coding region runs from base 252 to 2204 and encodes 650 amino acids. Gene Ontology annotation, molecular function: semaphorin receptor binding; chemorepellent activity. The transcript is spliced from 18 exons. The record is from RefSeq and is a predicted model, not a curated record. Gene Ontology annotation, biological process: semaphorin-plexin signaling pathway; axon guidance; negative chemotaxis.
CUCCUUCAGCCCCUCCACCUCAGCCCUGCCAUGGCCCUUAGAAGAAGGGAAAGGAAACAGCCAGGAAGGGAGGAGCUGAUCUUUCCAAAAAGGACAGCGGGACCUGGCGCCCACGUGGCUCUCCGGAAAAGCUGGUGAUGUGGAACUGCCUCCAGCCUUGAUGGCGAAAGCAGAUCUCGGGGCAGAGUCCAGGGCAGCUCCAGGCUCCUCCGCACACGCCUGCUGAACCCUGAGUCCCCUGAGCUGUGGGCAUGGGGCGGGCCCAGGCCGCCGCCAUGAUCCGGGGCCUGGCCCUGCUCUGGGCAGUGGGGCUGGUGAGUGCCGUCCCCAGCCCCCCAAGACUUCGGCUCUCCUUUCAAGAGCUCCAGACCUGGCAUGGUCUCCGGACCUUUCGGCUGGAGCGGACCUGCUGUUAUGAUGCUUUGCUGGUGGAUGAAGAGCGCGGACGUUUGUUCGUGGGGGCCGAGAACCACGUGGCCUCCCUGAGCCUGGACGACAUUAGCAAGCGGGCCAAGAAGCUGGCCUGGCCCGCCCCUGUGGAGUGGAGAGAAGAGUGUAAUUGGGCUGGAAAGGACAUUAGCACGGAGUGCAUGAACUUCGUGAAGUUGCUGCACGCCUAUAACCACACGCACUUGCUGGCCUGUGGCACUGGGGCUUUCCACCCAACCUGUGCCUUCGUGGAGGCGGGCCACCGGCUGGAGGAACCCAUGCUCCGGCUAGAAAGCAGGUUUGAAGAUGGCAAGGGCAAGAGUCCUUACGACCCAAGGCACAGGGCUGCAUCCGUAUUGGUGGGGGAAGAGCUGUAUUCAGGGGUGGCAGCAGACCUCAUGGGCCGGGACUUUACCAUCUUUCGCAGCCUGGGCCAGCGUCCGAGUCUCCGAACAGAGCCCCAUGAUUCUCGCUGGCUCAACGAACCCAAGUUUGUCAAGGUCUUUUGGAUCCCAGAAAGCGAGAACCCCGAUGAUGAUAAAAUCUACUUCUUCUUCCACGAAUCUGCCGUAGAAUCAGCCCCUGCAAUGGGACGCCUGACUGUGUCUCGAGUUGGUCAGAUCUGCAGGAAUGACAUGGGUGGCCAACGCAGCUUGGUCAACAAGUGGACAACAUUCCUGAAGGCAAGGCUAGUGUGCUCCAUAUCUGGGGCUGAUGGUGACACCCACUUCGAUCAGCUUCAGGAUGUAUUCCUGCUGUCCUCCAGGGACCGACAGACCCCACUGCUCUAUGCUGUCUUCUCCACCUCCAGUGGCAUCUUUCAGGGCUCUGCCGUGUGUGUCUACAGCAUGAACGAUAUUCGCCGCGCUUUCCUGGGGCCCUUUGCACACAAGGAGGGGCCCACACACCAGUGGGUGUCUUACCAGGGCCGUGUCCCUUACCCCCGGCCUGGCAUGUGUCCCAGUAAGACCUUCGGCACCUUCAGUUCCACCAAGGACUUUCCUGAAGACGUCAUCCAGUUUGCCCGGAACCACCCUCUCAUGUACAACUCAAUCCUGCCCAUGGGGGGGCGCCCUCUCUUCUUACAAGUGGGAGCUGGGUAUACGUUCACCCAGCUCGCUGUAGACCGCGUAGCAGCUGCCGAUGGACACUAUGAUGUCCUCUUCAUUGGCACAGAUGUGGGUACAAUAUUGAAGGUAAUCUCAGUCCCCAAGGGCAGCUGGUCUAGCUCGGAGGGUCUGCUCUUAGAGGAGCUGCAUGUGUUUGAGGACUCAGCCGCAGUUACCAGCCUGCAAAUCUCCUCCAAGAGGCAACAGUUGUAUGCAGCCUCCCGGAGCGCCGUGGCCCAGAUCGCCUUGCACCGCUGUGCUGCCCACGGCCGCGUCUGUGCGGAAUGCUGCCUGGCCCGUGAUCCUUAUUGUGCGUGGGACGGGGUGGCAUGCACUCGCUUCCAGCCUACUGCCAAGAGGCGUUUCCGGCGACAAGAUGUAAGACACGGUGACCCCAGAACUCUGUGUUCCGGGGAUUCUUCUCGCCCCACGCUUCUGGAGCAGAAGGUCUUCGGCGUGGAGGGCGGCAGCGCGUUUCUGGAGUGUGAGCCCCGCUCUCUGCAGGCCCGCGUGGAGUGGACCUUCCAGCGUGCAGGGGAGGCAGCCUACAACCAGGUGAGCCCCCAGGACUGCCUCCCACCCCCCCCCACACACACACACCGGGCCCACAUGAAGUCCAACUCCAUGCCAGGUGCCAUCCUAGCUACUCAGGAGGCUGAGAUCUGAGGAUUGCAGUUC